Trypanosoma rangeli is the source of this 2049-nucleotide messenger RNA. RefSeq names its product putative protein phosphatase 2A regulatory subunit. The transcript has a single exon. Gene Ontology annotation, cellular component: protein phosphatase type 2A complex; cytosol. Gene Ontology annotation, molecular function: protein phosphatase regulator activity; protein binding. Bases 1 to 2049 code for a protein of 682 amino acids. NCBI's taxonomy places the organism in Eukaryota, Euglenozoa, Kinetoplastea, Trypanosomatida, Trypanosomatidae. The record is from RefSeq and is a predicted model, not a curated record. Gene Ontology annotation, biological process: peptidyl-serine dephosphorylation.
AUGCUUUCAAGCAUAGAUCGGGAUUGCGCAGCUGCGAAGCGAGCGCAAAAGAAACUGCAAAACAACCGAGUAGAGGAGUGCGUUCCAGGCGGAUUUUCGCCUCGGCCUUCCCACUCGCGGAGUUGCAGCGUGACAGGCGUUUCACAGGAAGUGGACACAGGCGCUGUUGCGUUGCAUGGACAUGCAGACACUGCAGAUGCUAAACUUGAAUGGAAACCAGAGCGGUCCCCCAGACUUGGCUAUGACAAAGCUGAAGCUGUGCCAAUAAAACACACUCCCUCGGUGAGUGUCUUUCCUUCCAGCCCGGCAUCACCACCAUCCAUGUCGUCAGCAUGCGGAAAUCACGUAGGUAGUGAACACGCGCUGCGUCGUUCGUCGCCCAAGGCAACUUUGCUUGGUCAUCAUCAAGUACGCAAUGCUUUUUAUUCUUUUCUUCGGCAUGUGGAUGCCACGGCAAGUGUUGGUGAUGAGAGCGCGCGAAAAAGAAGUUGUACAGGGUCUUAUAGAGACACAGAUGAUGUGACUGCUUCGGAGAAGCUGAUGUUACGCGAAGUAUAUGUAUCUGGAAAACCAUGGCAACAUGCUGCUGAUGGUCUCCCCACGUACUUUCGAAGUGGCGCUUUGAACGUAUCGUCUCUUGCAACAAACAGUUCUGGGGAAUACGUUGCCGUAGGUGACCGUUCUGGUCGUGUUUUUUUGCUGCACCGUAUAAAACAGCAGUCGCAGCAGCAACAACUAGAAGGUAACGGCAGAGACUGUGAAGCAAGCAAGGGAGAGAGGCGUCCGCGCGCAAGUGGAACUGUUUCACGCGUACACCGGCCUUAUGCGUUUGCUGUGGGGCGACAAGCGUACACCUCAGUCAUAGACCCAUUGAACAGUGUGGAGGUGACUCCAUGCGUUCAGGCUCUCUGUUUUUUGCCUCAAACAGGUCCAACCACGUACCUGCUCAUGACAAACGAGAAAAUGCCAAAAUUAUUCAAGGUGAUUGGGGUGCGAGAGUCUCCCUCACCUUUUUCAGCGGUGAAUCACCUUGGCGAGAAAAGUGUUGCCUCACUGACGUUGAACCCACUUAAUGGUACACGGAUGACUGCGAUGAAGGAAGUGACUCGUUAUGCCUUGAAUCACGAGUACAACAUAAACUCACUCUGUCCAGUGGCGGAUAGUGCGCAGUUUUACUCCGCUGAUGACCUCACUGUGAAGUUGUGGUGCGUCGAGCACCAGGACACGUCUAUUGAGACGUAUGCUCUUAAAUCCCCCUUUGAGGAGGAGGUUACGGAGACCAUAUUUGGCAUUCGCUGCUUUUCUCAUGAACCAUUUUUGCUUUUUGUUGUGACAACCGCCGGGGCUGUUCGAGUGCUCGACAUUCGCCAGCGACUUAAAUUAUUUCAGCAGGCACCGUUGGUGUUUAAAAACACGUACCAUCACGAAGACACUGUUUUUGCUAACUCACUCACUGACUGUGCACUAAGCCCGUGUGGGAGGUUUGUGGCUGGACGUGAUGUCAUGAGUACGUGUCUGUGGGACGUCCGUCGCAAUUCUCAGCACGAUCGAGCUGUGCAGACGCCAUCUUCAUCGUUGCAUGAUGAUGACGAGUACUGUGUGCUGCAGCGGUGGGAGCUGUAUCCACACCUCCGGCAGGAAAUGGAACAAAUGUUUCAGGGAGAUGUUAUGGAAACGUUUAAUGUACGUUUUUUGAAUGAUCACAAAGUGUGCACCGGCGGUUUUUCCAGAACGUUGUAUACACUUGAUAUUUUGAAGGAUUCUGCUUCUCCUGGCGACGGAAGGAAGUCCACUACGCGUUGUAGUAACGGACAGACAUUUCAGUUGCCGCAGUUGUACGGAGAAAGUGGCGACGCAAGAUUGGGUCUCCUGUCCUCGCUUGCAAUGGAAGACGUUCGGUUUUCAGACACUGAUGACGCGGACGCGCUUUUCAACAACACCGUGACCCACCUUUCACAGCCUUUGACGUCUAUGAACGGAGACUGCUCUCUACUGGCGUCCUCUGGUCAGGCAGUUUUCCAACUGACAUAUACAAACUUGCGUUGUUGA